This is a messenger RNA of Trichobilharzia szidati, 2176 nucleotides long. The record is from the annotation of a GenBank genome assembly. Lineage: Eukaryota; Metazoa; Platyhelminthes; Trematoda; Strigeidida; Schistosomatidae.
AGAAAAUUGUCUUCAAGAGCAUCAUCUAUAUCAUUAUCAUCAUCACAGCCACCCCCGCCACCACCACUACGCUCAACAACAUCAAUAAAUAGAAUAGAAUCGUCUUCAUGUAUGGCUUCAACAGCGAUCACUUCAUCUUCAACAUUAGAUGAUUCCUCUUCGUCUUCAUCAGCUGAAUUCUCCUCUUCAUCAUCAGCAUCCUCAUCGGCUUCCUCCUCAUCCUCAUCCUCAUCAUCGUCAAUAUUGUCUACAUCAACAACAUCCUCUUUACUAGGUUAUCAUUCAAGAGAAUCAAUAUCAAAAAGUUCUUUAAAAACAAUCGCCACCUAUUUAUCACAAAAUCCUGAAUUAUAUCAAGACAUAUUUCCAUCGAAAUGGUGUGAUAUCCAAUGGAAGAGUUUAACACAAACUAUAGGCAGACCAUAUGAAUCUGUUAUUAAAGUAUUUACCCGUGAUAUUAAUCUAGUGUACAAUUUGAAAACAGAUAGUGAAAAACAAUAUGAAUUGUUUCGUUUACCACCGUUACAACCAUUAUUAUUAAAAUUUUAUGAUAAUGAAACAGAAUGGCAUUAUAAUUCAUGUAUAUCAGAGUAUCUUAGUUCAAUAUAUAUUGAUUCACCAAAAGUUUCCUGUAUUGGAGAUGUAUUCAUUAAUAUGAUAUUAAUGUUAUUUUUAAUUGCUAAUUGUUUUAUCUGGAAUCCAAAGAUAAAAUUAAAUUGGCAAACGCUAACCGUCUAUAUAGGCUGUAUAUUCCUAUAUCUAUUAGUUUGCGUGUGUUUGUUAUUCACAGCAACAACAUAUAAUAUAUUUAUUAAAUCAAGCCUAUUAAAACGUUAUUAUAAUCUUUUAGUGAAUACAUAUAUCCGGGAAUUAUGCAUAGGCAUUAUUUCUAUUAUGCCGACUAUUUUGUUAUGUAUCUUCCUGUAUACAGUUGAAGAUAUGGAUACGCUGUUAGAUCGUAGAUCGUAUAUCUCAGCAGUUGGUUUUCAUUGUAUCCUAUUUCAUGCUAUUCACCUGUCUUCAAUAACAAUAUUUCGUAUUCUAUGCAUUUUAAUCACAUUAAUAUUACUCAUUAUAUCGACAACAUUUAUUUCUGCUAAUCCCUCAGAUAUUGAUAUUUGUUCAAAUACAACAUUAUUUAUACAUAAUAUCGCUUAUGAUACAUAUCGAUUUAUCUAUUUAAUUGAAUUAUUUGCUUGUACAUUUCUAGUGAUUGAAGUAACUCGACAAAAUGAAAUCAAUAAUCGUUUAUGCUUUUAUGUAUCACGUGAAUCAGAAAUUGUCUCCGAUGAAGCAGAGUUAGCUGUCAAUGAAGCGAAAGAAUUAUUAUAUAAUAUUAUACCAAAAUAUGUUCUAAAAGAAAUACAGCUACAUCGCCGUUUUAAUCGUAUAAAUGAUCCAAGAAGAAGUAUUUUGUCAGCGGGUGGUGGCGCUGGCGCUGACACUGGUGUUGGUCCUGGCUCUGCUUCACCGAUGACAUCAAUUCAUUAUGCUGUAACAAUAACAAAUGCAGCAGUGUCAUUUGCAACAAUAUCAAAUUUUUUUUCAAAAUAUUAUCGUGAAGAUUAUAAAGAGGGUGUAAAUGCUUUAAAAUUAUUAAAUAAUAUAAUAUGUCGUUUUGAUGAACUUCUAGACAAUGAUGAAAUGAAAUGUGUUGAAAAGAUUAAAACAAUUAAUGAUUGUUAUAUGACUGCAUCAGGAUUGAAUAAAGAAGAAAUUAAAAGUUUCACUAGUGCUUCUUCAUCAGACAGACAUUUAAUCACACUGUUGAAUUAUUGUCAUUUAAUGAUUGAGGAAUUAGAGAAAUUUAAUGAUAUGUAUAUUAUAGGGAGUGAGAAUUUCACUAUUAAAAUUGGUUAUAAUAUUGGUACAUUGACAGCUGGUAUCAUUGGGACAAGUAAACCAAUGUAUGAUAUCUGGGGGGAUACAGUGAAUGUUGCAAGUCGUAUGUAUUCAACGGGAGUUGCAGGUGCGAUACAAGUACCGGAAAAUGUUGCUAUCCGUUUGAAAUCAUCUUUUAAUUUUACAUAUCGUGAUGUGGUUUUCGUCAAGGGCAAAGGGAUGAUGAAAACAUUUUUGUGUAAACGAUUGAAUGAAUCGUAGAAAAUACAAAAUGGGUGAGAGGAAACAUAAAUAAAUAAAUAUUUGUUGAUUGUUGUUGUUCUACGUUUUGUUU